AUGGCACACGAAGUGAAACACUUGAAGACAGAACUCAAGACCACAGAUGACAGCAAUGAAGACAUCAGACGACAGCCGCAGAUUUACGCCAAGAACUCAAUGGACAGAUUCGGUGAUGACUUGUAUGAAGUAUUACUGUCUUAUCUCCCACUCGAAGACCGGUUUCAAUGCGAAUGUGUGUCCAAACAGUUCCAGAGGACAGUCUUCGUGAGUGUUGUGGACAUCACUCUUAGCGACAGAUUUAUACAGCGAUUACUUAAUGAGAAGAGAAGUGUCGUUCAAAUGUUGGCCACAUUUGCCAUAAAGUGUCCGAAUAUUCAGACCAUUGACUGCCGAGGAAUAACCAAAGACUACGAGAAACGCGUUCCCGAAGUGUUGGGUAUAUUAAGAGACUAUUGCCGUCGUUUACGAGACAUUAGUUGCAAUUUUGGUGCGAAUAGCCGUCAAAUGAUGGCCACAUUCGGACCACUGGUCACACGAAUCGAUGACAUACACUGCGAUGGAGACAGCAAAGCGCUCACUCAUUGUCACCGAUUGUCACAAUUAAAGAUCCAUUCGUUUCAUGGCAUCUUUGACACGCUUUACAACAUAUCGUGUGUCAAAAAUAUACGCAAAUUUGAGUUAAUAUCACAAAUGUAUUUGGAUUACCGCCUAUUGUCUCCAUUCGUGGCCGCGAAUCAGUCCAUCGAGAGUCUGACCGUAGAGUCCAGUUAUUUUGAAGAUGAAGAAUCGGUGCGCGAAAUGUACCGACAAUUGUCACGAUUAACGCAAUUACGGGAACUGACACUUGAGUUAAGGCUGGGCUAUAGGGACGGCCAGAACCCAGCGGUGUUGACCGACUCUUUGCGCAUAAUUGGCGUGAAUUGCAAACAAUUGAAACGAUUGGCACUCAAGUUGUCCGCAUUUUCUAUCCCACCCUCUCUUCACGUAUUAUCAUUGGAUUCAUUAAUUGUUUUUCGCCGUUUAAAAUGGUUGCGUUUAGAGAUCUAUGCGGCCAUCGAUGACCACUUUUUGGAACCGUUGAGACACUGCAAGCGAUUAACGCAAUUGGAGUUGAAGUUAAGAAAAAUGACACCAAAAGUGGUGACAGAUUUGCAUCAAUACUGUCCACGACUUCACUAUCUAUUGAUUCAUGAUUUUAAUAACAUUAUAGACACCGAGUGUUUGUCUCACAUCUCACGACUACCAGCGCUGCAAACGCUUGUCAUUGAACACAAUCCCAGCAAUAGUCUGACAAAUAGUGAUUUUGAAGAUCUAUUGUCUACAACUCCUAAACUGAAGACUAUUAAAGCCAUUGAAAACUGUUGUUUAGUCCCAAAAUAUUAUUGCCAUUGGCUCAACGGUCUCACCGCUGGCCGACUCUAUAUGGCAUAG
Molecule: messenger RNA, 1374 nt
Organism: Medioppia subpectinata
Lineage: Eukaryota; Metazoa; Arthropoda; Arachnida; Sarcoptiformes; Oppiidae
Source: the annotation of a GenBank genome assembly